Sinocyclocheilus rhinocerous is the source of this 2208-nucleotide messenger RNA. It is a transcript of the gene tmx1, whose product is annotated as thioredoxin-related transmembrane protein 1. Bases 52 to 909 code for a protein of 285 amino acids. The record is from RefSeq and is a predicted model, not a curated record. The transcript has 8 exons. NCBI's taxonomy places the organism in Eukaryota, Metazoa, Chordata, Actinopteri, Cypriniformes, Cyprinidae. Gene Ontology annotation, cellular component: endomembrane system. Gene Ontology annotation, molecular function: disulfide oxidoreductase activity.
GGCACGUCAGAGUCGAGGCGGAAGCGGAAGGGAAGCAGUGGGUGCUGAAACAUGGCGUGCGCUUACACACGCAGAGUCAGGAUGACAGCCGGCGCGUGUGUGUUUUCUGCGAUUAUUGCAACAUGUGUGAUGCAGCUGCCCGCAUCGGCCAAACCGGGCAAUUUAAGAGUAAUCACAGAUGGAAACUGGGAGGAUAUCCUGACGGGAGAAUGGAUGAUCGAGUUCUUUGCUCCGUGGUGUCCAGCCUGCCAGCAGCUCCAGCCCGUGUGGAAUGAGUUUGCAGAAUGGGGAGAAGAUUUGGGAGUGAAUAUUGCCAAAGUGGACGUCACCGAGCAGCCAGGUUUGAGCGGGAGGUUCAUUAUCACAGCUCUCCCGACUAUCUACCACUGUAAAGAUGGUGCGUUUCGGCGAUAUCAAGGCGCUCGAUCUAAAGAUGACUUCCUGAGCUUCAUUGAUGAAAAGAAAUGGCAGAGCAUAGAGCCGGUCUCUUCCUGGUUUGGCCCUUCAUCCUUCCUGAUGAACGCAAUGUCAGCCCUCUUCAAGUUAUCCAUGUUCAUCAGGCAUUGCCAUAAUUACUUAACGGAGCAGCUGGGUGUCCCAGUGUGGGGCUCGUUUGGGAUAUUUGCUUUAGCAACACUCAUCUCAGGAUUGGUCCUUGGAUUGGUACUAGUUUUCAUCGCCGAUUUUGCUUUCCCGUCACGGCGGUUUGCACCAAAUUAUCACCACAGGAAACUGCCUGCUGGGCAGGUACGUCUCCUGCAGCAGUUGGAAGAUGAACAGGAAGCAGAUGGAGAGGAAGAGGAUGAUGAUGAUGAUGAGUACAGUGGAAAGACUGAAGAGUGGCAGCGAGCAGACGGAGCCGAUGUGCUCAGGAGAAGAGGAGUGGGUGUGCUGGAGGAGGACACCUAGUGGACUGGAGAGGAACUGCCUCUCGCUCACUGCUCACAAAACCACAUGGCACAAACCACAUCGCUACAGCAGUGCCCUGGCAGCGCUCAUUAAGCUUGAUGUCACAUGUGAUGUCAUAGCUUCCUCUGAAAGAUUGAUGUGGUUGUGCUUUUCUCUCUUUCGUGCCGCUAGUUUGUGUGUUUUCUCUUUUCCACCUGUCUAGUUUUAAUUAUUACACUCCUUGCUAUGCAGUAUCUCUAGAGUGUGUGUGUGUGACAGAGGAAUAUUAGGACUUACUUUACGGAAUUUUUACGACUCACAGUUGCAAUAUUCCCCAUACAAAUUCUGAGCAAAAUAACCAAGAUCAAACAACGAUCUCACUGUGAAUCUGUUGUAAAUGAGGCUUUUUGGAAUGAGAAAGCUUUUGUGCUUUACUUUGUAAAUAUUUUAUUAUUUGAGCUUUUUGGAUGCCUGUUAUAUAAAGCCAGAAUGUUCAAUUUGCCGUUUUAAAUGUUUUUUCUUCCAACUAGAGUUCAGGAAAACUAGAAAAUGGCUGAAUUAACACUUGUUUAUUAAUGUGUGUAUGUGUGGUGAUUCAUUAUUGUUUGACACUGAAAGAUGCUUCCAUUAGUUCAUGUCUUUUAGGACAUUUGUGCUCUUAUAAUUUGCUUUAAAUGAGUUUCCACACCCUGUUUCUUUAAAUUUAUUUGGUUACACUUUAUUACGAUAGUCCAUUUAGACAUUCUAAGUAACUUUGCAACUACAUGUCAACUAACUCUCAUUAAAGCAUUUGUAGACUGUUAGGUUAGGGUUAGUAAAAUAUGUUGCCGUACUUGCAAAGUUACUGACAGUCAGUAGAACGUCUGUUGAGCGACCAUCAAUAUAUAGUGUUAGUAGAUAUUAAGCAGUCUGCUAAUACUCUAAUGACUGCUAGUUGACAUGGAGUUGCAAAGUUAUUUAAAGGUAGUUGAAUGUUUAAAGUGGACUAUCAAAACAAAGUCUUACCUUUUAUGUUUCAGUGGAUUUUAGGAUGUGUCUUGGUCUUCAAACUUUUUUGAUGCAGUUUAUUUGUACCCCUUUUAGUUCUAAUAGUUUUCUUAUUGUCGUUACUAAAGUUUGACCCCUGACACUUGACUGAUCCACUAGAAUUAAAGUGCUUCUCAAUGUGUUCUGCUCAUUUGUCCACUGCAGAACAAUAGUAAUGUGUGAAUGUCUGCUUUUACAACUCUAUUGCUUGUGUGUGUGUGUGAGAGAGAUUGGUUUUGGAAUGUUUCUGUAUUUGAGACAGUGUGAAUCUGGACUGUUAAUAAACAGUUUAAA